Messenger RNA from Diospyros lotus (date-plum), 1744 nucleotides. RefSeq names its product serine/arginine-rich splicing factor SC35-like. The record is from RefSeq and is a predicted model, not a curated record. The coding region runs from base 58 to 834 and encodes 258 amino acids. Lineage: Eukaryota; Viridiplantae; Streptophyta; Magnoliopsida; Ericales; Ebenaceae. The transcript has 8 exons. Gene Ontology annotation, molecular function: RNA binding.
GUUCUAUUUGCCGAGAAAGAGGAGAGACAGAGAGCCAGAGAGAGAGAGAGGAAGAAGAUGUCUCACUUUGGGAGAUACGGUCCUCCGGAUAUCGUAGACACCUAUUCUUUGCUCGUCCUCAACAUCAGUUUCCGUACGACUGCGGAUGAUCUGUACCCGUAUUUCGACAAGUAUGGCAAGGUUGUGGAUAUCUUCAUCCCGAAAGAUCGAAGGACUGGUGAUCCUCGUGGUUUUGCAUUUGUUCGCUAUAAGUAUCAAGACGAAGCACAUAUGGCUGUUGAAAGGCUAGAUGGCAGGGUUAUUGAUGGCAGAGAAAUUAUGGUUCAGUUUGCAAAGUAUGGGCCAAAUGCGGAGCGAAUUCACAAAGGAAGGGUUAUUGAGCGAAUGCCACAUACUAGAGGCAGAUCGAGAAGCCGCAGCCCCCGGCGGAGGUCCAGGGAUGAUUAUUACAGAGAGACAGAUUAUAACAGGAGGCGGAGUCGCAGCAGGAGUGGGGAUGGGUAUGACCGUGGGCGGCACAGAGGGAGGGAGAGAGAUUACCGCCGUCGAAGCAGGAGCCGCAGUGCAAGCCCAAACUAUGAUAGAGGUCAUGGUAGUGGGCGAUAUGAUGAUGAUCGGCACAGGAGUAGGAGUCGGUCCUUUGAAAGUGCCUCCCCUCGUCGAUCCAGCCUUAGUCCACUGAGAAGUUUGUCCCCCCGGAGGACACCCUCUAGGGAUGAGAAUCCUACCAGAAGCAAACAUGUUGAACGAUCUCCAACUGCUCGAAGCAUUUCACCGAAACAACUUGAUGAUUCUCGAAGCGUUUCCCCUCGUAAUUCAGACAUUGAUGAGUGACGUAGGAUGGUUUCACAGGCAGUAGAGAGAAAUAUGAUGGGCAUAGCUUGGGACCAUAUUUUGCUACUGUUGGAGAUCUACUCAUGGAUAUUCUAGAUGAAGAUCUUUGUGUUAGUUUGGUAGGACUGCCCUCCUGAUGGUUAAUCCUUUAUAUAAAAUUUCAUCCUUACAUUGUUUAGUUUUAAGUAUCUGGGUAUUUUGUUGCCAUGAUGGUUAAGUAUCAGAAAGUGAACGUGCUUCCACCUGUAGCUGGUGCAGCCUAUAGAUGCUCUAUGUUGGUUAAAUGCAUUCUGAUAUCCCUGUCUGAACUAUGCGAGAACAGAAAAGGGUAACAACUUUGGUUGCUUUUUUCUUUCUUUUUUUUUUUGGGCAUUUGGUUGAAGUUCUAAAUAUUUUAUCAACCUGUUAGUAUGUUUGACUUGUGUUUCAUCUUAUAUUGAGAUAGCACAUGGGGUCGUGAUUGUAGCUGUGAAGUGGCAGCUGAUGUCUCUUUUGUGUGAUAUGAUGCAUUGUGGGUGUAGCUUUGAAGUGAAAGUGAAUACAUCAUUUGCUGAGCUCUUGCUGUUCGCCCUCCUGGUUGGGAUGGGUUAGGAUGGAUUUAGGGCUGCCCGCUCUGUAUUUGAUGGCCUCUUAACUAGCUGUUUGCAGUUGGUCUUGUAGAAUUUCUCUGUGAGCUGCCAGACUUGCUGCUAGGUAAUUUGUUUGGAAGUUGAUCCCAGCUCUGGUACAUAUCUGGCCAAGAUACGUUUUCUGUUUAGGGUACAAUGCCUGUUUGGUCUCUAUUGACAUCAUUAUGUCGCCAUUCUCACAUGUGCACCGAGAUAUAACUUUCUAUUAGCAAUACCAAAAUAUUAUGAAACUUAGCUUUAUAGAUUGAGCUAGAUAUUGUAUGAAUAUUUGACAACCCUCC